Messenger RNA from Ctenopharyngodon idella (grass carp), 3374 nucleotides. RefSeq names its product serine palmitoyltransferase, long chain base subunit 2b (gene sptlc2b). Gene Ontology annotation, cellular component: serine palmitoyltransferase complex. Lineage: Eukaryota; Metazoa; Chordata; Actinopteri; Cypriniformes; Xenocyprididae. The transcript is spliced from 12 exons. Gene Ontology annotation, molecular function: pyridoxal phosphate binding; serine C-palmitoyltransferase activity. Gene Ontology annotation, biological process: ceramide biosynthetic process; sphingosine biosynthetic process. The record is from RefSeq and is a predicted model, not a curated record. The coding region runs from base 159 to 1856 and encodes 565 amino acids.
CAUCUCUCCAUUGGCUGUGAGUUUGUGUGGAGGGCGAUGUCUUUCCUGUAAUCUAGGAGUGGGCGUAUCUUUGUCAGUCGACGGUUUGGUGGAUACGGGAACUCCUGUGAGAUUAGACAAGCUGAAGCAGGAGACACAGCACACAUCGCCGGCCUGCCAUGACGCAAAACCCCGCUAAGCUUCUAAAUGGAGAUACUUUCCACCGGACGAAACAAGACAAGAAAGCUGGCGGAAAUGGGUUCGUGAAAAACCAUUGCUUGUUUCAGCAGCAGCAGAAGAGAUACCGCCGCCCGGCGGAGAAGAACCAUCAUGCUUCAUGCACUUCACUGCUUUACAAAAAGCCAUUUGUGGAGUCAUUUGAGGAGACGCCACUACUGGUGGCCGUCCUCACUUACAUGGGCUACGGCAUCCUUACCAUUUUUGGCUAUCUGCGAGAUUUCUUGAGGGACUGGAAGUUCGAGAAGUGUCAUCUGGCCAGAGAGAGAGAACAGCAGAAGGAUUUUGUUCCACUGUAUCAGGACUUUGAGAACUUCUACACCAGGAAUCUGUACAUGAGGAUUAGAGAUAACUGGAACAGGCCUAUAUGCAGUGUCCCUGGAGCCAAGAUGGACCUGAUGGAGCGGGUCACACCUGACUACAACUGGACCUUUGAACACACAGGGAAGGUUCUGAAGGAUGUUAUUAAUAUGGGCUCGUAUAACUACCUGGGCUUUGCUGAGAAUUCCGGCACAUGUGCUGAUGCUGCUUCUGAGUGCACUGUGAAAUAUGGCGUGGGGGUGAGCAGCACCAGGCAGGAGAUAGGAAAUCUUGACAAGCAUGAGGAGCUGGAGAAGUUGGUGGCCAGGUUUUUAGGGGUGGAGUCAUCCAUGGUGUUUGGAAUGGGCUUUGCUACAAACUCCAUGAAUAUUCCUGCACUCACAGGAAAAGGCUGUCUGGUCUUAAGUGACGAGCUCAAUCAUACCUCUCUGGUUCUGGGUGCCCGUCUCUCUGGCUCUACCAUCCGCGUAUUCAAACACAACAAUAUGCAAAGUCUGGAGAAGUUGCUCCGGGAUGCUAUUGUGCAUGGCCAACCUCGAACCCACCGGCCCUGGAAGAAGAUUCUCAUCCUCGUUGAGGGAAUUUACAGCAUGGAGGGCUCAAUUGUGCGACUUCCUGAGGUCAUUGCUCUAAAGAAAAAGUACAAAGCUUACCUGUACCUGGAUGAGGCCCACAGUAUUGGGGCACUAGGACCAAGAGGCAGAGGUGUGGUGGACUACUUUGGCCUGGAUCCAUCUGACGUUGACAUCAUGAUGGGCACUUUCACCAAGAGCUUUGGUGCUGCUGGAGGGUACAUCGGAGGAAAGAAGGAACUGAUCGAUUACCUCCGUUUACACUCUCACAGUUCAGUUUAUGCUACCUCAAUGUCCCCGCCAGUCACCCAGCAGAUUAUCACUUCUAUGAAGUGCAUAAUGGGAGAGGAUGGCACCACAUUAGGUCAGGAAAGACUUUGUCAGUUGUCAGAAAACACAACCUACUUCCGCAGGAGAUUACAUGAGAUGGGCUUUAUCAUCUAUGGGAACAAUGACUCCCCUGUUGUACCCUUGAUGCUUUACAUGCCAGCUAAAAUCGGAGCAUUUGGGCGGGAGAUGCUGAAAAGGAACAUUGGGACAGUGGUGGUUGGGUUCCCCGCCACACCCAUCAUUGAAUCCCGAGCACGUUUCUGUGUUUCUGCCGCCCACACGAGAGAGAUGCUGGACACAGCUUUAAAUGCCAUCAGUGAAGUUGGGGAUCUUCUCCAGCUGAAAUACUCAAGAAAAAACAGGCCCGGGAGUGAAGGAACUGACUGUUUUUCAUAUCUGGAGAGCCACCAGGACUAGCACUUUCUCACGAUGGUCUGACUGUCUUUCUUCCACCCCAGAGCCACAUAUUUUUCCUGUUUGUCUGUUUCAUGUCUAACUUAUUCAGCAUUUUCAUAUUGAUUCAUUUCAGUGUACACUCAUUGAAGCCCACUAAUUGACCAAAUUUCAAGUCUUACCUCUGGGUUCAGUAACCUAUAUUCAUUUCAGUGUGCAAUAUCAACUUAAUAGAGACUUGACGUCUCUGUGUUCAGCAUCAGAAAUGACCCAGGAUAAAAAGUUAAUGCUUUGGUGUCGGGACUAACAUAUAUGUGCAUUAGCAUGUUGUUCAACCUUCUACACAGUAUAAAACACAUCAGAGUAUACAAAAUCAUUUUCUGAUAUUUUAUAAAAAUAUUAUCAGCGUUUUUGUCUUGUUUUUUCAUUAAAAAUAUCUAAAACAAGAUGAAUUUACUCAGAAUUAAAGUUAGAUACUAAUAUAUAUAUAUAUAUAUAUAUAUAUAUAUAUAAUAAAUAAUAUAUAAAAAUUUUUUUUUACUGCAUUUGCAAUUGAUGCUUUGUUAAUAAAUAUAAAGUAAAAAUCAUACAAAAUUUGUGUUCUCCAUUGGCAUAUUUUUUUUUUUGGUUUUUUUUUCUUGUGUAAAGAACAAAUUUUGUAAGAUUUUUAAACUUAAUUCGAGACAUGUAUAUUAUCUGAAAAGUUUUGCUUUAAAUGAGACUUUAAGGAAAGGAAAAUUUAACUAUAAUGCUGGAAAACAAGACAGAAAUCCUGAUUAUGAAAAUGAUUUUUGCAGUGUACAGAAAAAGUCACCCACACACUUACACAGAAAUGACACCUUUAUGUAUGAGGUGUUUUUCUACAUCAAGUGUCAUCAUUUAAUGAGAAAGAAGCUUUAAAAUUAUAUAUAAACAUAAAAAAAAUCUACUUCUGAAGGAGAUAAUUUAUUAUAGCUAAACAGUAAAUAAGAAUGUGACAGUUCAUAUCCAUAUAAAUAUAUAUCUAUAAAAAUACUGACACAUAUUUAUUAAUACAUUGCAAUGUAUCUGCAUUUAACAUAACAUACUGGCUUUGGUCUUUUAGGUCUCCAAAUCUUAAUCUUUUUAAAAAUGCAAAUUUCAUUGCAUAGGUGAGUUAGCGAGGUCUUAAUGAACUUAUACAGAGGAAUAACUCUGUUUAGUUUUUAUCAAAGCUUUCUAUUAUGGAAAACUAUGAUGUUUUAUCUUAAUUUGAGUUGUGGUACUUUCUACAAAUAGGGUACAGUUUGGUGUCCCUCAUCUGUAUCCUCCUAAUUUGCUCCCUAGUUUUGAUUUAACCAAAGCAAGGGAACAUAUUAUUACAGCAUGGCCACGAUUUAGUAAAACCAGAGAACAAGUUAUUAUAUCGUUUGCAUGAUUUACUGGGAACGAAACUGUAAAAUGUGCUGACGUUCUAUAAGUCGUGACAAAUUGUUAACACAAUAUACAUAUUUUUUCCCACGUUUUGUGCGGGGCUCCGUAGCUUCUAGAGAGAUUUUUUUUUAAAAUUGUAUUUAAUAUAUA